AAACUGUAUCAAGUUGAAUAGAAAGAGAAAUGGAAGUUGCUAGUAUAAGAGUAGACUCGUCUUUGUUGCAAGAGUCCCAAGGUAAGCUUGUUAGGAUCAUUGGCAAGUUGGAAUCGUACGAUCCCUCGUCUAGUGCCGCCACCUUAAUUGCAGGUAGUCCAAUUCAAUUACAGUUGACUGAAAACGAUUCUCUACAAGUCGGUAAGAUAUACGAAGUCAUUGGGAAAGUGAGUACUUCAAACUUGACAGUCAACACUUAUUCGGUCACCCAAUUAUCUGACAACACCAAUUUGGAUGUUGCAGCUAAGUUGGUCAAGUAUGUUCAUAAGGUUCCCGAAUUAUUUUACUAGGGUAGUUUUCAAUUCUAAAUUUGUGUAUAAUAAUAAUGUUUAACGAAGUAGUUAACGAAUAACAAAUACUUGUGUU
This is a messenger RNA of Hyphopichia burtonii NRRL Y-1933, 426 nucleotides long. RefSeq lists its product as uncharacterized. Gene Ontology annotation, biological process: nucleotide-excision repair; DNA replication; double-strand break repair via homologous recombination. The transcript has a single exon. The coding region runs from base 30 to 350 and encodes 106 amino acids. Lineage: Eukaryota; Fungi; Ascomycota; Pichiomycetes; Serinales; Debaryomycetaceae. Gene Ontology annotation, molecular function: single-stranded DNA binding; damaged DNA binding. Gene Ontology annotation, cellular component: nucleus; site of double-strand break; DNA replication factor A complex. The record is from RefSeq and is a predicted model, not a curated record.